Molecule: messenger RNA, 806 nt
Organism: Gasterosteus aculeatus aculeatus (three-spined stickleback)
Lineage: Eukaryota; Metazoa; Chordata; Actinopteri; Perciformes; Gasterosteidae
Product: troponin I, fast skeletal muscle
Biological process (GO): skeletal muscle contraction; cardiac muscle contraction
Cellular component (GO): troponin complex
Source: RefSeq, a predicted model, not a curated record
CCCGUUUGAUGUGAGGGGUCCAGGACUUGAUAGCGUCUCCCCCCCUUCUUCUCCUUCUUCUUCUUCUUCCACUGCGUCCUGCCAGGCCGAAGAGAACUAGCAGCAUGGCUGAGGUGAAGAAAAUGACGUCGAGCCGUCGGCACCAGCUGAAGAGUUUGAUGCUGCAGAUCGCCGCCGGGUGGAUUGAGCAGGAGAAGAAGGAGCUGGUGGCGGCGAAGGAGGCGCACAUGUCUGAAUCAUGCCCCACCCCCGACCUGAGUGGAGACAUGGCCGCCCUCACGGAACUCUGCAAGAAGAUCUACCAGGCCAUCGACAAGAUCGACGAGGCGAGGUACGACGCCGAGUCCAAGGUCCGCAAGAGCGACUCCGAGAUCGACGACUUAAAGAUGAAGGUGGUGGAGCUGGCCGGGGUGAAGAAGCCGGCCCUGAAGAAGGUCCGUAUGUCGGCUGACGCCAUGCUGCAGGCCCUGCUGGGAGGGAAGCACAAGGUGACCAUGGACCUGAGGGCCAACCUGAAGCAGGUCAAGAAGGAGGUCAAGGAGGAGUCGACGGAGGCCGGCGACUGGAGGAAGAACAUCGAGGACAAGGCCGACAGGAAGAAGAUGUUCGAGACCUCCUAAGAACCGCCGCCACCCAGUUGUCCCCCUCUGAAGUGUCUAUCUGCUCCAGCACGGGGAUGACAGCUAAGACGCUUUGUUGUUGUUGUUUUUAGAUUUUAGUUUUUGUGAUACAAAGAGACUGAGCUGAGACAAUUAAAAAACAUCAUUUCAGAAUGUUUGGUUAGAAAUAAAAGUUUGGAAAUGGAA